AGCCUUUGGCCCCGAGAUGGUUUGGCUUGCCCACGGCACACAGGGAGCCUCACUUAGGAGGAGAAUGACUUUCCUCUCCAUGCCUCCGUUUCCCUUUCUUAAAGGGGGGGUGGUGAUAGCAUCUCCUGUUAGUGAGCCGCGUGUGGAGGGAAUGAAGAAACAUGCGGGUAGAGCGCGCAGGGCAGGCCCUGGCUCAGGAUGCUCUCUCGGUGUUGGUGGGAGUAACUGGGAACCCAGCUCUGCUUAACGCGGUCAUCGCAGUUCCUUCUCUGAGGGAUCCCGUGACGUACGGGCUCUCAACUCCACUUUAAGGAGGGGAAACUGAGACUCAGAGAUGUUAAAGGACUUGCACAAAGUCACGAAAUCAUGUUCACUGGUCUUCCUGCUCCCAGAUCCUGCGCAGCCGAGGCUGUGUCAGCACCAAGGACUUCCAACAGCUCUUGGCAGAGGUAACACUCCCCCACUCCCUGCACUGCAGCUUGGCCCUUCCUCUAGAUUUGUGUCAGCAGUCUGAGGGGUUUCCCAGCCUCGGCCUGUCAGUCUCCGAUCGCUGAAGGACUCCUCAAUCCUCUGUACCUGCUUCCUGCUCCCCUCACCCUUACUCCUGCGUUCUGGCACCAGAAGAAUAGAAAUGGAGAAGUGCCAAGUUGUCUAUGACAUGCUCUUCUUAACAGCUUUGUGAGCUUCAGCAGGAGGUGGCGCGGCGGCAGAGGCUGGGGCAGGAGUCAGCUGCCAGGAAAGCCCUCAUCGCCAGUUCUUACCACCCAGCACGGCCAGAGGUUUACAAUUCACUGCAGGAUGCAGCUCUGGCUCCUGAGUUUCUGUCCGUUGCGGAGUACAGUGCAUCCCCAGGUGCAGACCUCCAGGGCCUUCUCCAGCGGCUGCAGACAGUGUCAGAAGAGAAGCGCAUCUACCGGGUGCCUGUAUUUACUGCGUCUUUCUGCCAAGCCCUGCUGGAGGAGCUGGAGCACUUUGAGCGGUCAGACAUGCCCAAGGGAAGGCCCAACACCAUGAACAAUUAUGGGGUGCUGCUGCAUGAGUUGGGCCUGGACGAACCACUGGUGACACCACUGCGGGAGCGCUUCCUGCAGCCAUUGAUGGCCCUGCUGUACCCAGACUGUGGUGGGGGCCGGCUUGACAGUCACCGUGCCUUUGUGGUCAAAUAUGCACCAGGCCAGGACCGUGAGCUGGGCUGCCACUAUGAUAAUGCUGAGCUCACUCUCAAUGUGGCCCUGGGCAAGGCCUUCACAGGAGGUGCCCUAUACUUUGGAGGCCUCUUCCAGGCACCAGCAGCCCUGACAGAGCCCCUGGAGGUGCAGCAUGUGGUGGGCCAGGGUGUUUUGCACCGGGGCGGACAGCUGCAUGGCGCCCGGCCGCUAGGCACUGGUGAGCGCUGGAACCUCGUGGUGUGGCUCCGGGCCUCUGCUGUGCGCAACCGCCUCUGUCCCAUGUGCUGCCGUGAGCCAGACCUGGUGGACGACGAGGGAUUUGGCGACGGCUUCACCCGGGAGGAGCCCACCACGGUGGAUGUGUGUGCGCUAACUUGAGCCUGGUUUGGCCCAGUGGUGGUGGGGAGGUGGUGUGGCAAGUGAGGACCUGCCAUCUCAGGUUGGAAGGGGCAGAAAUAAACUUGCAACCAUGGAACUCCUUGGAUCAAAAGGUUAGGCCAGCAUCUGGGUCAUUAUUUCUAGAGGUAGGCUGGCUUAGUGCAGGUUUGCUUGAAGCAGAGCUUGAUAUGGGAUUCAUGGAGGGUGGAUCCUCAGAGGGGAGUAAGGAAGCAGGAGAGGGUACUGAAAGUGGCUUCACAAAGAUGUGGUUUCAGGUGACAGUCCAGCAUCAGCCUGCUCCUGGGGAGCUCCAGAGCUAGAAUUCCCACCAGUUGGCUCCUAGUAACAGUUAGUGGCUCCUGGAUGGAGCUGCGAGGCAGGAGUAACUUCCCAGACAUCUGCCUCCAGGGGAGGGUGGCUCCCAGUGGCUGCAGGAGGCCUUCAAUGAAGAGUUAUCAGUGGUGGACAGCACCAAUUGCAACCUCUGAAUAGGUGUGAAAGGCUUACUUCGGAGAAAUCAAGAACAGAUUUCUGGAGCCAGACUACCUGGAUUCAGAUCCUGGCUCUGCCACUUUCCACUCUGUGGCCACGGGUGACCCACUGACCUCUAUGCUCUAGGUGCUAUUGUGAGAAUCCAAUGACCUAACACAGAUAAAGUGAUUUAUAUCA
Messenger RNA from Marmota flaviventris (yellow-bellied marmot), 2216 nucleotides. NCBI's taxonomy places the organism in Eukaryota, Metazoa, Chordata, Mammalia, Rodentia, Sciuridae. The record is from RefSeq and is a predicted model, not a curated record.